Eubalaena glacialis (North Atlantic right whale) is the source of this 756-nucleotide messenger RNA. It is a transcript of the gene GPX8, whose product is annotated as glutathione peroxidase 8 (putative). Gene Ontology annotation, biological process: response to oxidative stress. The transcript is spliced from 3 exons. Lineage: Eukaryota; Metazoa; Chordata; Mammalia; Artiodactyla; Balaenidae. The coding region runs from base 18 to 647 and encodes 209 amino acids. Gene Ontology annotation, molecular function: glutathione peroxidase activity. The record is from RefSeq and is a predicted model, not a curated record.
CUCUAGAAUCAUCCAAAAUGGAGCCUCUCACAGCCUACUCUUUGAGAUGUUCAGGGCCCAAAGCAAAGGUAUUUGCAGUUUUGCUGUCUAUGGUUCUAUGUACAGUAAUGUUAUUUCUUCUACAACUAAAAUUCCUAAAACCUAAAAUCAACAGCUUUUAUACAUUUGAAGUGAAAGAUGCAAAUGGAAGAACGGUUUCUCUGGAAAAGUUUAAAGGCAAAGUUGCACUAGUUGUAAACGUGGCUAGUGACUGCCAACUCACAGACAGAAAUUACUUAGCACUGCAGGAACUGCACAAAGAGUUUGGACCAUUCCACUUCAGCGUCUUGGCUUUUCCAUGCAAUCAGUUUGGAGAAUCGGAGCCCCGCCCAAGCAAGGAAGUAGUAUCUUUUGCAAGAAAUAACUUCGGAGUAACAUUCCCCAUCUUCCACAAGAUUAAGAUUCUAGGACCUGAAGCAGAACCUGCAUUUAGAUUUCUUGUUGAUUCGUCAAAGAAGGAACCAAGAUGGAAUUUCUGGAAGUAUCUGGUCAACCCUGAAGGUCAAGUUGUGAAAUCUUGGAGGCCAGAGGAACCCAUUGAAAUCAUCAGGCCUGAGAUAGCAGCUCUGAUUAGACAAAUGAUCAUAAAAAAGAAAGAGGAUCUAUGAAAAUGCCAUUGAAUCAUUCUAAGGCAAUAGUCAGAAUACAGAAAUGUCUCCGUGAGGGUUUGAUCCCAUUUUAAAUACUCUGACAAUUAAAUGUGGCACUGAAGGAUGA